Messenger RNA from Penicillium canariense, 1485 nucleotides. RefSeq lists its product as uncharacterized. The transcript has 8 exons. Bases 1 to 1485 code for a protein of 494 amino acids. Gene Ontology annotation, molecular function: iron ion binding; heme binding; oxidoreductase activity, acting on paired donors, with incorporation or reduction of molecular oxygen. NCBI's taxonomy places the organism in Eukaryota, Fungi, Ascomycota, Eurotiomycetes, Eurotiales, Aspergillaceae. The record is from RefSeq and is a predicted model, not a curated record.
AUGGACGCCAUUUUCGGCAACAUAGUCCUGGACAGACUGCUUUCACAGCCAUUGGUAUUUGGCCUAGGAGUCCUCGGCGUUGUGCUUGUUGUCCUGAGCAUCAGUGUUCGUGGUCUUCAGCGGAGGUACGCCUUCUGUAACGACCAGGCCAAACUCAUCAAAGAGCUCAAGAUCACUGAUCUUCGUCUCAAACUGCUACAAAGUGCACACAUCUCGCAGCAGGGUCGAGCCUUAGCAGGCACCGAACCGUACCUCAUCACCUGUGGAAAAUACCAGGAACUGGUCAUUAGUCAACCAGCACACGUUCACGACUUUUACCGCAGCGACUACAAAGUUCAUGGAAAACCGCGCAACUUCAAUUUUGGCGGCUUGUUCGGCCGAUUUAUGGGGACAGCCGUAGGACUUCGAUUCGGCGAUGGGUGGCGAAAGAUCCGCCUGCAUUUCGAUCCCCCGUUCAAGUUUCACGAAGCAGUACGCCGCCUUGGAAUUUUUCAACGAGAGACUGUACUCUGGGUCGGAGAGCUGUCCACCUCAUCAUCCACCGAUCUCAAUGCUAGAUCAGAAUUCAAGUUCCUGGUUUUCCGGCUCGUCGCGCACCAUCUAUAUCGAGACGCUUUUGAUGAUCGACUCUAUUGGCAGUUGCUCGAGCUCAGCCACUUGCACGAUCAAGCUGUCCAUGAAAUUCUGAUCUGUAAGAGCCAUGAAUCAAGAUAUUGGACCUUAUUUCCGACAUCAGUCCGCAAAUCUGUGGACAAGUUCCUGUCGGACUGGCGGGGUCUCAAUCGAGCCGUCAUUCACAACGCUCGGGGUGGCAAGUGGGAUUGCCCGGUUGAAGAAAUCGCUCGCGGCUUCGAUCCGUCGAAGGAUAUGACGGAGGAAGAUUUCCUGUCAACACUUGGCGAGGUGCUUUUUGCCAACGUCGAUGUCAGCGCCUCCGUCUUGAGCACGACCAUGACAAACCUCGCCGCGAACCCGUCAAUCCAGACUGAACUUCGAUCUGAGAUCAGUAAAUGGAAGUCACAAGGCGAGGGAGGUUUCUCCAAGUACCUGACCAACAGCGGCACCCUCCUGCACCGGGUCAUCAUGGAAAGCAUGCGACUGAGCCCGGCGUUUUGGUUCUCCAUGCCCGAAACCACAGGCGAAGCCAAACAGAUCGGCGGAUACCACGUCCCGGCCAACACAACCGUCAUCAUCGACAAUCGACGCCUCAACGAAGAAGCCGUGACCUGGGGAGACGAUGGCGCACAAUAUCGCCCGGAUCGGUUCCUGGAAGUGGCCCCUCAAGCGUUGCGAUGCGGCUUUAUGCGCUAUGGCACGAGCGCGGCUUCUGGUCGCUGCUUGGGCAAACAUCUCGCAGAUCUGAUUUUCAAGUUGACGACCGUGGCUGUUGUCGAGCGUUUCCGGUUGGAGAGUCUGGGUGUCGGCGAGAAGCAGCUAGGAUUUCAGAAUCGGGAUGCUGCUGAUGUACGGUUGAUUAAAAUCUGA